AGUUGCACCUUCUCACGUCUGUAGCAUUGAACUGCAAGGUUUUUUUUGUAGAUUGACCAUGAAGCAAUCUUUGGCGACGGUUCUGGUUCUGGCGGCGUUCGCCGCUAAUGUCGGCCAGCUGCGAGCUAAUACUCCGGUUUCGGUUGAUGUGUACUACGCUCACCUCUGCCCAGACAGUGUACGUUGGGUGCAGGAUCAGCUGCUGACAUUGAGCCCGACCCUUCUCAACAGCAUCACCCUUGACUUCAUUCCGUUCGGCAAGGCGCAAAGUGUCAACAACGGCCAGAGUUUCAUUUGCCAGCAUGGUCCGGCGGAAUGCGAGGGCAACCGAGUGCAGUCUUGCGUUCUCAGCUUGCUGCCUACGCAACAGGCCCAGGUUAAUUACGUCGGCUGCCAGAUGAGCUUCACGGCUGAUCCCCGCGGAUGGGAGUGUGCCUUCCGGUCGGGAGUAAACCUAAACGCUGCUGAGGCUUGCGUACAAGGAGCUCAGGGAACGGAGCUACAGUUGGAAGCGGAACGUCGCACUCAGCAGAUCGCUCCGGCAUUUAUCCCAACCAUCGUUUUCAAUGGACAAUUCGACCAGGCUCUUCAGGAUCGUUCCCUGACGGACUUUGCCGGUAUCGUGUGCGAGCUGGCUGGUCUAUCUGGCGUGGGCUGCUAACUACCAGUACUUUUGGAGUGUGAACGAAUAGCGGUUUACCAGAAAUUUUUUUCUAUCCGUUAUGAAAAUGCAUGUAACAAUUGACGCUUAAAACAAGCUAAUAA
Messenger RNA from Anopheles nili, 765 nucleotides. Its product is annotated as GILT-like protein 1. Gene Ontology annotation, molecular function: oxidoreductase activity, acting on a sulfur group of donors, disulfide as acceptor. NCBI's taxonomy places the organism in Eukaryota, Metazoa, Arthropoda, Insecta, Diptera, Culicidae. The coding region runs from base 59 to 661 and encodes 200 amino acids. The transcript is spliced from 5 exons. The record is from RefSeq and is a predicted model, not a curated record.